AUGUCCAACGAACACACCCCUCUGAUCACCUCGGGGGUGUGCGGCCUGGCCGCGAGCGCGGUGGCAUGUGGCAUGGAGUCGGACUCCCCCGACGGCGGCGGCGGCUCUGGGACACCGAGCAAAGACCCGCGGCGGCUGAACACGUUUUUCGGGGUGAUGGUGCCGACCAUCCUUUCCAUGUUCAGCAUAGUGCUGUUCCUGAGAACCGGGUUUGUGGUUGGUCACGCUGGGCUGCUGCAGGGUCUGUUGAUGGUGAUUGUGGCCUACAUCAUCAUAUCUCUCACUGUACUGUCCAUCUGUGCCAUUUCCACCAAUGGUGCUAUACAAGGGGGCGGAGCCUAUUACAUGAUAAGUCGGUCUCUGGGCCCAGAGUUUGGAGGAAGCAUCGGUUUGAUGUUUUUCCUGGCCAAAGUGUUUGCAUGUGGAGAGUAUGUUCUGGGUCUCGUGGAGGCGAUACUGGAUGUAUUCGGUUUUGAUCCUGAGACGUCCGUGGCCGAGGGGGUGCGCGUGCUUCCUCACGGCUACUGGUACACGAUGCUGUACUGCUCGGCGGUCCUUCUGCUGUGUCUGCUUGUGUGUCUGGUGGGCGCCCACAUCUACUCGCGAACGGCCUUCGUCAUCCUGCUGGUGGUCACCGUGUCCUUGCUGUCCAUCUUCAUCAGCUCGGUGGCAGUCAAACCUCGGGAUUUUGUCAUCGCCCACAAGGGGGCCGGCAACCAGACGCUCCGCUACAACGCCAGCUACACGGGCUUCAGCGUGGCCACUCUGAGGAGCAACCUGGGCGCUGGUUACUCUUUGGACUACAGCACCAACUCUGUCACGUCUUUUGCCACCGUGUUUGCCGUCAUGUUCACCAGCUGCACCGGGAUCAUGGCCGGAGCCAACAUGUCAGGCGAACUGAAGAGUCCGAGUGUUUCCAUCCCUAAAGGCACCAUCGUGGCCGUCUUUUACACUUUCACAGUCUACAUCCUCCUCUUCAUCCUGGUCAGCGCCACAUGUGACAGGACCCUGUUGAUUCAGGACUACGGCUUCCUCCAGAGGAUAAACAUCUGGCCUCCGUUCGUCACCGUCGGGAUUUUCUGCGCCGCUCUUUCGGCUGCGAUGUGCGCUAUGAUUGGAGCGUCCCGCAUUCUGCACGCUCUCGCUCUGGAUCACCUCUUCGGUCUGCCGUUAGCACCAGCUGCAAUCACAUCGAGCUCUGGCAAUCCGUGGGUGGCGGUGCUGUACACCUGGGGUCUGGCUCAGUGUGUAGUGUUUGCAGGCCAGCUCAAUGCCGUGGCGAGUUUGGUAACUGUUUUCUACUUGCUGGCCUACGCUGCGGUGGACUUGGCCUGUUUGGCUCUUGAGUGGGCGUCAGCACCAAACUUCAGGCCGACCUUCCAGCUCUUCUCCUGGCACACCUGCCUGCUGGGCAUUGUGAGCUGUUUAGUGAUGAUGUUCGUCAUUAACCCCGUGUACUCCUCGGGCAGUAUCGUCCUCCUGUUACUGCUGCUGCUCUUCCUCCACUACAGAUCGCCCACCAGCAGCUGGGGCUACAUCAGCCAGGCUCUCAUUUUCCAUCAGGUGCGCAAGUAUCUGUUGAUGCUGGAUGUGAGGAAAGACCACGUGAAGUUCUGGAGGCCGCAGAUGUUGUUGAUGGUGGCCAACCCUCGCUCCUCCUGUCAGCUCAUCCUGUUUGUCAACCAGCUGAAGAAGGGAGGACUUUAUGUGUUGGGCCACGUGCAGCUGGGAGAUCUGGACUCUCUGCCAUCAGACCCGGUCCAGCAGCAGUACAACUUCUGGCUGAGCCUGGUUGAUAAACUCGGGGUGAAGGCCUUUGUGGACCUGACGCUGUCCCCCUCCGUCAGACAGGGAACGCAGCAUCUGCUGCGCAUCACGGGCCUCGGUGGCAUGAAGCCCAACACUCUGAUUUUGGGUUUCUACGACAGCUGCACUCCGGAGGACUUCUUCCUGCAGGAUUCUGCCUUCCGUGACUCGGCCAUUGGAAAGGGGAGUGAGGGCGAAUAUAAUUUUGGGGUGGACUUGCCUUCACUGCAGGCCCAUUUCCCCCCGGUGCGACACGUCGAGAGCCAGCGCUGGCUUUCUCCGGAGGAGUACGCGGGGAUCAUUUCCGACGCCAUUAAAAUGAACAAGAACGUGUGCCUCGCCCGCUACUUCUUCCAGCUGGAGGGGGAGGAAAAAGACAGCAAGGUGGACGGGUCGGAGCGCACCAUCGACGUGUGGCCCCUCAACCUGCUACGGCCAGCCAGCCGGGAUUACGAGGACGUGUGCAGCCUGUUCCUGCUGCAGAUGGCCUGCGUGCUCAACAUGUCGUACAAAUGGCGCCACGCGAAGAUGCGGAUCUUCCUCAACGUGGAGACCGAGUCCAGCGACCAGGGCUGGGUGGUGAACGAGGAGACGUUCCGCGAGCUGCUGAGGAAGCUGAGGAUCAGGGCGUCGAUCAAGAUCGUGCCGUGGGACUCUGUGGUGCAGCAUCACGUCCCGCCGGACGAGGAGCCCCCCGCGGGGGAACCGCAGGCGCUCUCCGAGGAGUUCCUGUCUGCGGUGAACUGUAUGCUGACGGAGCACAGCUCUCAGGCCGCCGUUCGCUUCCUGUACUUACCUCGACCCGCGGCCCGGCGCAGCCAGGCGCAGCAGUACUUGGCUCAGCUGGAAGCGGUGACCAAUAGUCUGGGGCCGACGCUCCUGAUCCACGGGGUCACCCCGGUCACGUACACCGAUCUGUGAGCAGUGUGGCUGCUGCAAAGUCUCGUCUGCGUAAGUUCGACCUCUGGUUCCACGUGAAAUGACCACACAAGGUAAAGAAUAGUGAUGGUUUUGCAGUAUGUUGCACCAGUUAGAAUAUGUUCACCUUAUGAUGCUUCCGAAUUAUGGACCACAGCCACAAGUUACGCAACUUGAGAUUUUUGCGUUUUUUGUGCUCUGUCAUCGAGCCAAGAAAUGUGGGACUUCUACCUUUUUGUGGGUGUUUAUGUUAAUGCAAGCUCUUGUUUGGACCAGUCUUUUCACAUGAGACGGAAAUAAGAAUUGUGUGAAAGACUCAAUUUGUUUGGAGCAAUACGGGUUGUGUGACGUUUAAUCAAGACAAUUCUCCCCAUAAUUUCAGGGAUGAAAUUCUGAAUUUGUGAUAACAAUUGGCGUUGAGGUGAAAACUUAACUUAAAACUUUCCUAAAAGGUAUUUUUUUUACAAUUGAACUGUUUUUGCCUCUUUCUUUUCAUACAUUCCCAAAUGUCUGCCGGACUAAGUGAUCCAAAGACUUUCUUUGUUUGUUUCUGAGCAGAAUUUAGUUGGUUUUGUUUUCCCUGCAGUUCUUAGAACGCGGCUUCUUUUGCUGUUAAAUGUGUCUCUCUCGUUUUCACAAAAGGGAACAGUUUUACACAUGUGACCUCAGAACGAUAAACAGUAUUUGUUGUUGUUGUGUACAUUUAUUUAAAAACUAUUCUUUUGUGCUUCAUGAUGCAACAUGUACAUAAAAACAUGUUAUAAUAAUAAUAAUAAUAAUUACUCUUGAGCGCUUCUGAUCCCGUUUAGGUUAAGACCACAACCAUUGAUGAUUCAGACAAACUCAAGGCUGAAACGAGAGCAAGUAGUCACAUUUUUUUUAACGUAAUAAUUGAUAUACCCUAUUUAACCGACGAACUAAUAAUGUUACCGCUUUCUUGUCACGCUUGCUUUAACGGUUAUACACCACCCACAUGGACCGUUUUUUAAAUAUCCGCUAAAGGUUCAUUUAACAAAUAGGAAGUUGCUUAAAGGGCCAUUUGCAUUACCGUUGGUUAUGCUCCAUUUUGGGUUGUGGUUCAAAAAGCCUGAAAGGUUUGACUCCGUAUACUAAAGGUCCUUUCUGCAGAUGUACAUAUUAAACUGCUUUUUGACCAUAAGUAUAAAUAUAUGCCAAAUAAUGUGUCAUCAGAAAAAAAAUCUGUAUUUAAUAGCUAUAUCACAACUUUAUGCAACUGAGAAUAAAUAAAUGGGGAAAAAUAUGAA
Messenger RNA from Gasterosteus aculeatus aculeatus (three-spined stickleback), 3989 nucleotides. NCBI's taxonomy places the organism in Eukaryota, Metazoa, Chordata, Actinopteri, Perciformes, Gasterosteidae. The record is from RefSeq and is a predicted model, not a curated record.